Daucus carota subsp. sativus is the source of this 2855-nucleotide messenger RNA. RefSeq names its product probable leucine-rich repeat receptor-like serine/threonine-protein kinase At3g14840. NCBI's taxonomy places the organism in Eukaryota, Viridiplantae, Streptophyta, Magnoliopsida, Apiales, Apiaceae. Gene Ontology annotation, molecular function: protein binding; ATP binding; protein kinase activity. The transcript has 23 exons. The coding region runs from base 45 to 2795 and encodes 916 amino acids. Gene Ontology annotation, biological process: protein phosphorylation. The record is from RefSeq and is a predicted model, not a curated record.
CGUGAAAGGAAACUGUAUACUAUAAUUGAUGGGGACGGGGGAGGAUGUAUGUAUAUCUUAUAUUCAUCUUCGGUUCUAUAUUCCAAAACUGGAAUUGCAGAAUACUGAGGUCACAAAAUCUGCCGGGAAAGCUCCCACCAGAAUUUGCCAAGCUACCUUACCUCCAAGUUAUAGAUUUGAGCAUCAACUACAUUGAGGGUACUCUACCUCUACAAUGGGCCUCCUUGAGACUUCGUCAGAUCUCACUGCGUGGGAAUCGCUUGACGGGUCCAAUACCUGAAGAAUAUGGAAGCAUUGCCACAUUGGAAAAACUCGAUCUGAACGCCAAUCAGAUGUCAGGUAAUAUUCCACCAAAGCUUGGCGAUCUUCCUGCUAUUUCGGCAAUCUCUCUGUCUUCCAACUAUUUUACUGGACCAUUGCCCAACACACUUGGCAGGCUGACUUCUCUGACGGACUUUCGAAUCAGUGAUAAUAACUUCACAGGCAGGAUACCUAGCUACAUACAGACUUGGACAAAGCUUAAAAAGCUAGAAAUCCAAGCUAGCGGUUUGGAUGGGCCAAUACCUGACUUUAGUCUUUUGGCUGAUCUAAAGGACCUGCGAAUCAGUGACUUAAAUGGAAACGACGGAAAAUUUCCUUCCCUUAACAAAUCUAGCUUUGGAGAAUUCCAAAGAUUGAUAUUAAGGAGUUGCAAUAUUGUAGGACAACUACCAGAGUAUCUUGGUGAAAUGCAGUACUUGACGACGCUAGACCUUAGCUUUAAUAGACUAAGUGGCAACAUAUCGAGCACUAUGAGCAAUUUAAGUUCCGUAAAAAAUAUUUAUUUUGCAGGAAACUUGCUCUCUGGAUCCUUGCCUGAUUGGAUAUUUAAAUCAAACAAUAUUGAUCUUUCAUACAACAACCUCACACUUGUAAGCUCAGAGGAUGAUAACUGUCUGAAGGAAGGGCUGAACUUGUUUGGAAGCUCUUCAAAAAGUAGUCCAUCUGGAAUGGUUUCAUGCCUGCAAAGCCAGACUUGUUCCAGAUAUGUGGACUCUUUCUAUAUCAACUGUGGAGGUAAACAAACUAGUGUUGAUGGAAAUAAAUAUGCUGCGGAUAGACAGUCAUCAACUGAACCUUCAAAAUUCUAUCGCGGGGAGAACUGGGCAUCUAGUAGUACUGGCUCCUUUGUGGAAGGGUACAAGUAUAAUUUUACCAGGACAAGUAGUAGUUUUAAUGGCGACCAUAGAGAAUUGCUAAUGGAUGCACGACUUUCUCCAUUGUCCCUGACUUAUUAUGGUUUUUGUCUGGCCAAUGGGAAGUAUACAGUAAAGCUUUACUUUGCAGAAAUCACGUUUACUGACAACCACACGUUCAGCAGCCUUGGCAGGCGAAUAUUUGAUAUUUACAUUCAGGGAAAGCUGGAGCGCAAAGAUUUUAAUAUUAAAGAUGAAGCGGGUGGAAUUAAUAAGGAGGUUGUAGUGGAGUUUCCUGUCAGUGUAGAUAAUCAUACCUUAGAGAUCCGCUUUUACUGGGCUGGUAAAGGGACAACUAUAAUCCCUCUUCAAGGCAUAUAUGGUCCUCUCAUUUCAGCUAUAGCAGCGUCUCAUGCACCAGUAAAGAGAAAUGUAUCUGUGGGUACUGUGGUUGGUGUGAUGGUUGGUAUAGCAUCUGUUCUCCUCCUGCUUCUAGGUAUACUUUGGUGGAGAGGAUGUCUGUGUCGGAGAAAUACAAUGAGAUCAGGACUACAGGGUCUAGAUUUGCACACUGGCUCAUUUACCUUACAGCAGAUUCGAGCUGCAACUAAAAAUUUUGAUAGUGCUAAUAAGAUUGGUGAAGGUGGCUUUGGUCCUGUUUACAAGGGGGUUCUAUUAGACGGAACCGUGAUCGCUGUGAAGCAGCUUUCUCACAAAUCAACGCAAGGGACUCGUGAGUUUGUAACUGAAAUAGGCAUGAUAUCUGCUUUACAACAUCCAAACCUCGUAAAGCUGUAUGGAUGUUGUGUUGAAAGAAAUGAGCUAAUGCUAGUAUAUGAAUACUUGGAAAAUAACAGCCUUUUCCGUGCUUUAUUUGGCCCAGAAAGAGAUCGUUUGGAAUUGAAUUGGUCAACGAGGUACAAGGUUUGCAUUGGCAUAGCAAGAGGUUUGGCCUAUCUCCAUGAAGAAUCGAGGUUGAAGAUUGUCCACAGAGAUAUUAAAGCUACCAAUGUGCUGCUUGAUAAAGAUUUAAAUCCUAAGAUAUCUGACUUUGGUUUAGCUAAACUUGCUGAGGAGGACAAGACACAUAUAAGCACCCGAAUUGCUGGAACUUUUGGAUAUAUGGCACCUGAAUAUGCAAUGAGGGGUUACCUUACAGACAAAGCUGAUGUUUAUAGUUUCGGAAUUGUUGCCCUGGAAAUUGUAAGCGGGAGGAGCAACUCUAACAGUGGGCCAAAGCAGGAGCCCAUUUACCUUCUUGAUUGGGCUUAUGAACUUGAAGCUGAAGGGAAGUUAAUGGAGCUAGUCGAUGAGAGUUUAGGGUCGGAAUAUGAGGAGGAGGUACUGUUGAUGAUUCAUGUUGGUCUUCUAUGUACUAAUGCGACAUCAGCAGAGCGACCUGCUAUGUCGUCGGUGGUUAGUAUACUUGAAGGCAGAGCUGACAUUCAAGAGCUUGUUCAUGUUUCUGACCAAACAAUGGAGAUGAAGCAGCAGCACCAAUCUCCACAAAGUAUAUCAAUCGAAGAGGAUUCCUGGAUAGCUUCCUCUGCAUCUGGUACUGAUCUGUAUACUGUGACAUUCGACACUGAUUACAUGUUGAAGAAUGACUCAGGCCGCUAAGCUGAGGUAUACUUUCUAAAUCAAGUGCAUGGUACUUGUUUAUUUUGAUUGUAUAGAUAA